AACUUUCCAAAUUUGUACUCUUAGAUAAAACCCUUGCUGGUGUUCUUAAGCCCAAACCAGUUUCGCUUAACGAACUGGAAGGCCCUGUACCUUUCUUGCAUUACACCCGCUGAUGGCUGUCGCGCUGAAGACAUUUGCUUUUUCUCUGCAGCCAGAGAAGUCUCAAGUCCGCCUGCCUCGCCUUCCCUCUCAAAGUCUCACCGUAAAACAGAGAUCAUUGAAGCUAAUGGCCACUCUCGCCGCCGUCCCAGCCGUCGGAACCCCUGCUGUUGGACUAUCCGAAACAUUCACCAAAUUGAGAAAGCAGGGCAAAGUGGCAUUUAUCCCAUACAUUACUGCUGGUGAUCCGGACCUUUCAACCACAUCGGAGGCGCUGAAGGUGCUUGACUCAUGUGGAUCAGACAUAAUUGAACUGGGUGUACCAUACUCUGAUCCUUUGGCAGAUGGUCCAGUUAUCCAGGCUGCUGCCACAAGAUCAUUAGCAAGAGGGAUCAAUUUUGAUGCUAUAAUUUCAAUGUUGAAGGAGGUGAUACCACAUUUAUCUUGUCCGAUUGCACUAUUUUCAUAUUACAACCCAAUUCUUAAGCGUGGCAUUGAGAGGUUCAUGUCCACUGUGAAUGAUGCUGGCGUUCAUGGGCUUGUGGUCCCUGAUGUUCCUUUGGAAGAGACUGGAAUUUUGAGAAGAGAAGCUGUGAAGCAUGGAAUUGAAUUGGUAUUGCUUACAACACCAACUACUCCAACACAUCGAAUGAAGGCCAUUGUUGAAGUUUCAGAAGGAUUUGUGUACCUUGUAAGCUCAGUUGGAGUUACUGGUGCUCGUUCAUCUGUAAGUGGGCGAGUUCAAGGUCUUCUACAGGAAAUUAAGGAGGCAACAAGCAAGCCAGUGGCAGUUGGCUUUGGCAUAUCAAAACCUGAGCAUGUGAGACAGAUUGCUGGUUGGGGAGCUGAUGGUGUGAUUGUUGGUAGUGCCAUGGUGAGACUGCUGGGUGAAGCGAAAUCUCCGUCUGAAGGUUUGAAGGAAUUGGAAAAUUUAACCAAGUCCUUAAAAUCUGCACUCAUUUGAAAACUCUUGUGUGUGUGUUUUGAGUGAAAUCAAAUAAGGCUUUGUAGUUUCUGUUUUGUAACUUGGUAUACCCCUUGGAAUAAAACGAGCAUAAAACUAUCUCAGUGAAUACAAGGACAACAUCCAAAUUUCAGAAUGGUUUAAA
Molecule: messenger RNA, 1208 nt
Organism: Malania oleifera
Lineage: Eukaryota; Viridiplantae; Streptophyta; Magnoliopsida; Santalales; Ximeniaceae
Product: tryptophan synthase alpha chain-like
Exons: 9
Coding region: 113-1063 (316 amino acids)
Biological process (GO): L-tryptophan biosynthetic process
Cellular component (GO): cytosol; chloroplast
Molecular function (GO): tryptophan synthase activity
Source: RefSeq, a predicted model, not a curated record